Messenger RNA from Gymnodraco acuticeps, 1699 nucleotides. RefSeq lists its product as uncharacterized. Bases 776 to 1699 code for a protein of 307 amino acids. The record is from RefSeq and is a predicted model, not a curated record. NCBI's taxonomy places the organism in Eukaryota, Metazoa, Chordata, Actinopteri, Perciformes, Bathydraconidae. The transcript is spliced from 2 exons.
CAUCGAGUUUAAAAUACCGUCUACAAGCUGAUGCUGACAGCCCCGCUCCUGCUGCCUGCUUGCGGCAGACCACACUUCCACGCUCACCGGCAGGCACCGACUGGCCAUCGGGAGGACCGGGAGGGCGAGCACUUGACUUCUUCCUCCACCACUGGUCAUUUCUUUAAAGAAUGUAAUAAAGCUCAAACUCAAUAAAACCAAAACAGGAACAUUUUCAUGUAAAUGUAAUUAAGCUUCCUAAAAAUGGAAUUAAAUCCAUUCAUUUUUUUGAGUAAUUUACAGAAAAGUUCCUUCCUCUUUUGGUCCUUUUUUCUAGUCAAGUGUAAAUCUGUGGCUCCUCAAAGCGGUGCUUAGUUUCCCUUUUCAUUCUAAGACUGCAGUGUUUCCCCUAUAUACAAAUAUAGAAAUUGGACCUAAAAAGUGAGAUAUUUUAUAGGAAAAUCUGCAAUUAUUCUUCAGCAUUAACUCCAAAGAAGAGUUAACGACAUUGAUCGACAGAAAACAGAGGAAGAAACGCAAUUUUUGGAUGUAUUUUUUAGUUGAAACUACUAACUAGCUUUCAACUGACAACUGUCUAGCUGUGGGCUGCCAGCUGUUACCUGCCACUGUUGGAAGGAGCUGCACCGAAGAAGGUAGCGGAACAUUAUAAACUGUGAAUUAUUUCAUGAAGAUAAGAAGAAAGGGAAAGAAAAGUAUUCGUAAGUUAGAAAAGCUAAUUAAUUAGCCUAGCAUAUCUUUGGAACAAAACAAGUGGUCGCCAUGGAAACUGUCCAGCAUGCAAAAAAGAACUUCUCAGCUCUCAGAGCAGAGGGAAGAGAGAUUGAUUAUCCUGCUAAAUGCAAAGGACAAACACAAGGAGAAGACACUGUGUGGAAACCCAGAGGUCCUCUUCACUGACUAUGCCCAACAAAAAGAAGGAAGGAAGAAGAACAACCUCAUAUUCUUCACUGACUCCAUCUACAUCUGGAAAGAUACUCUGUGCAGCAAGUAUGCAUACGUAUCCAGAGAGGGCAUCGGCUCAGGAGGCAGAUUACAAAUCUGUAAAGAUGAACACCUUGACAAAGAUGACCCUCUGCUCACCAUCACAUACUACACCAAAGGAAAGGUCAUGGUCCAAGGGAAUGAAGCCAACCUGGAGUCCUUCCAAGAGGCAUUCCCCCUGCUGAAAGCUGAGGUGGACACAAAGAGGAUCAAUGUCCCCUCUGAUGUCCCCUCUGACAGCGAAGGUGAUGAGAGCCCAAUAGAGAACCCCAACACCUUGUCCAUCUCUGCCCCUCCCACACCGGCCAGCUCCAACAAUCGGCUGAAGGAGAGUAUGGCCCUGCUGGAGCUGGACUUUGCAGAAUUCAAAGAGCGGACCCAGGCCAGGCAGUCUGGUCCCCCAGACAACACUCUGCAGCAGCUUAAAGAGGACCUGCAGCAGCUCAAGAGCGACAACGAGGCCUUGGCAUCUGACCUCAGAGGAAGUGUAGAGGCACUCAAACAGGAGAACAGUGUGCUCCGUGUUCAGUUAGCCAAGGUGAGGGAGGAUGCUGAGUGUAGAGAGAAGAGCUUCACCAGGCAGGUCCAGCACCUGACAGAGAAACUCUCAUCAGUCCUCACAAUGACGAGUAGAGAGACACAGACUCUCCCUGCCAGUGUCCCUGGCCCACCCUCUCUGCUCAGCACCCAGCCCAACAACACCCCUGGCCCCUCCUGA